Molecule: messenger RNA, 3521 nt
Organism: Salvelinus sp. IW2-2015
Lineage: Eukaryota; Metazoa; Chordata; Actinopteri; Salmoniformes; Salmonidae
Source: RefSeq, a predicted model, not a curated record
AUGAUGACAGUGGUGAUUGAAACGGACAGAGAGACCUACUCUCUCAGUCUGACYUCUGUUGAGGACAUCAAAGCUAUGGUCAGUAAUGUGACAGCUUCUAUGAAGAAGAUCAUCCCUGAUUCAUCUCCAGGAAAGAUCCUGAAAAAGAUCCCUCCAGAUCUGCAGGAGCGGAUGUGGAACCUGGCAACCCGGGUGGAGGAGCACCUGACUGGAACACUGGGACCAUGUUGAGGCUUCUCAGAGACAAAUGCUGCUCUAUGUGACUUCAAUGAGUUCCCCUGCAGGGAGGUCCAAUAGGAUGUUGACAUUUACUAUGCCCAGAAUUGUUGGAAUCUCUUCUUCAACCAAUGGUUCACCAAGAUCUCCAACAAAGACCUCAAACUGAGCUCCGAAGUCCAGGAGCAGGUUCUCUUCAUGAUCAACAGAUCCUCAACCCUGGAGGAGGUGUGUCUGGAAGGAGGUGGGCUCAAUCUCCCUUCCUCUUGUUGGAAUUUUGCAUUGAAGACGGCCUGUGGCCUGCGAGAUUACACCGGCUCCGCCAUCCACACCAUCAACCUUUCAGCCAAUUAUAUAGAGAACAAAGGGUUGGCUAAUCUGACUCAGGGGUUCUCUCAGAACAAGGACUUCGCCAGCUCUCUGUGUCACCUGGAUUUGUCAGGGAAUACAGGCAGUCUGGCUACAGAGGAGGCUGUGGUGAGGGUGGGGGCAACACAGGCAGUCUGGCUACAGAAGAGGCUGUGGUCAGUCUUCUGCUCCAACCUGGCUCACCUCAACCUGUCCAGGGACCCCUUCUCACACAGAUUGUUGUUGCAGGGUCGGCCAGAACUGAGGUCUGCUGGAGCCCAGGUGAUUCAGGAGCACAUCUUUGAAGCCAAGGCCAUCAGCAUUCUGGACCUCUCUGACAAUGGUUUUGAGAGUGACAUGGUAACCAUGGUGCUGUCCAUCAGUCGCAGGCACUCCAUCCGCGAUCCGGCUUUGGGACUCAACUUUGUCAAGUCCAGAGCUCUAAUAACAAACGUCCUACAGCGUAUCGUCCAGCUCAUGCAGGAGGAGGAAUGUCCCCGGGAGUCUCUGUCAGUGUGUGAUUCCAAGCUGAAGACAAGUACCACCAUCCUCAUCAACAGCCUGAGCUGCAAUGCCACCAGCGGCCACAAUGACAUCAGUGGCAACUGUAUCAAAGACACUGGAGCCAAAUUUCUGGCCAAGGCCUUACUCAUCAACACUAAGCUUAGAUCCAGKACUGUCUUCUCAGGAACAACCAGACACAGUCAGGAGGCCCAGAUACUAAACCUGCAACAGGGCCUGAAAACUGUAUGCUCUCUGAACAUGUGGGUCAGGCUCAGUCAUAGAGCUGGCCCAGGCCUUGCUACAGGCAGCCCAGACUCUCUGUCCCAGGGUCACACACAGGUCAAGCUGGCUGACUAUGUGGCUAAGAUGUCCAGACAGACAGACCUCUUCAUCUGGGACACCCUCAUACAGCACACAGGAGAGCUCAGUAUGUUCAUGUCAUUUGGAGGAACAGCUAUCCGUCAAGCAACCUCAGUGAAGAGUGUCCUGGAUGUAGACACGGAGCAGCAGGCGAGAGAGAGCAUUUAUUAUCAGCAGGAAGUAGGAGGGGAGGUCUCAGGGGUAGGAGGGAGUGGGUGGGCGCUGUCGUCGACAACGUUAUUGUCAGUCACAGUGGCAGGCCAGCUGAAACCUGAAGGCUCCUCCCACACAGGGAGGGAGGCGGAUGCUGCCGCUGCUCUUGCUGCUGCCGCGGCUCUUAGCGACAGUGAUCCCCGGCGCCCUGAGCCUGCACCUCCUCAGCCCCCUAUGGACCUGCCCAUCGAAGGCCACACACUGAGGCACUACACCCGCUCCAGGCCCAGACCCAACCGCCGGAACAGCAAGCCGCCCAGCAAGCCCCAGAAAAGCGCAGAGGGAGGAGGUCCCUUACAAAGCACAACCCACAGCGUCGACCUCCACCACCCCUGCCCCUCCCAGCACGUCUGCCCUGGCCCCGCCUCCUCUACCACCUCUAUCACCUCCUCCUCCUCCUCCUCUCCACCGUACAACCUCCAACACUACUACCACAACCACCACCCCUUCCACCGCCCCUCCAAAACAUCAAGAAGAAGUUUGGGGACUUCUUCGCCUUCAAGAAAGUCCGUGCUGGCCGGGGGGCAAAGGGCGAGGCCCCAUCAUCAGCCCUGUCGGCGGGUUCCUGGUGGAGAGGGAGAAGAGCCGGACCCUGGAAAAGAGCAAGACCCCAGAUGGAGAGAGGAGGCUGAAGGCCACACGGCGCUCGCUCAGGGAGGGCAAGUCCCAGUCCCUCAUCCUGCUGACAGGCCUGGAGGAUGGCGCUGCGCACACGGAAAGAAACACGCAUCUGAGAGCACAUCCAGCCUUGAGCAGCGUCUCCACGUAAUGCUCCACCGCAUGGGGGUGGCCAAGACACCUCCUGCAGACACAAAGAGCAGCCAGAACAAAGAAGAGGAGCUGAGGAAAACCAACUCCGAAGGUGCAAUUCUUGACAAAAAACCUGAACCACCACCCACGUCCAUGAAGCCUCGCACUAUGUCCACAUCAGCUUCAGACACCAGGCGGCCAAUCAGAGCAGGCGUGGAGGCUCUCAGAACAGACAAGCCCCUCCUCCCAGGACGUCCCAUCGGCCCCCUCCCUCCCAAACCCACAGUGGCAGCCAAACCCCCUCUCCCAGCCCCCCAGCAGCACCCUGCUGCCGCUAGGACAUCCCCGGGGGUCCCCCGGCAGCCCAACACAGCCACGGAGACCCAGACCCAGCCAGCAGAGCCAGAGCCGUCCCAGAGCCAGACCCAGACCCAGCAGAGUGAGCCGACCAGUCCUUCCUCCCGCAAGGAGACUCCCCCUGCCCCAUCGCCACACAGGGACCCCAGCUCUCUGGAGAGCAGGGAGCGCACUGAGAGAGCACAAUCAGUCACUGAAGAGAGCCUUCCUAAACCCCAGUCCCGCAUGAAGCCCUCUCCCCAGCGGAGAGCUGUGUCCGUCUACGAGGACUCGCUCCACCAAGAACAUGCUGCUCUGCUGGACCCCGAAGAGCUGAAGUUAGCAUUGCCAUGGUUGCAGAGGUCACCAGUCCAGAAACGUACCAACCUGGGGGAGCUCCCUACCUGUAGUGAGAUCCAGCUAGAGGGAGAGGAGGCAGGUGAAGCAGGGAAAGAGAGGACUGGAGAGGGUGAGGGGAAGGACAGCCGGCCGGUAACAGAGGACAAGCCAGGGCCAAGCCCAGUGGGGGCCAGUCAGGUAGAGGGAAAGAGCACAGCAGAGAAGAGGGGUGAGACGGUCUCACAGCAGCACACAGCGCAGGCAGAAACAUCAGACCAAAGAACUGAACCCCCCUUAAUGGAGAAACACAUGGACUGACCUGCGUAGAGUCUAUUUUCUAUCUUGCACGCCAGAUUAUGUAAAAAAUAAACAAAUUAUGAACAAAAUGUUUUAAAGAGUGUAAAUCCAUACCUAUACUUGUUAAUAAUUAUUAAAAAGUUGAUUCUGAAGUGUCA